Tympanuchus pallidicinctus (lesser prairie-chicken) is the source of this 8146-nucleotide messenger RNA. RefSeq names its product scribble planar cell polarity protein (gene SCRIB). Gene Ontology annotation, biological process: neurotransmitter receptor transport postsynaptic membrane to endosome; neurotransmitter receptor transport, endosome to postsynaptic membrane. The transcript has 45 exons. Bases 87 to 5993 code for a protein of 1968 amino acids. Gene Ontology annotation, cellular component: adherens junction; postsynaptic membrane; postsynaptic density. Lineage: Eukaryota; Metazoa; Chordata; Aves; Galliformes; Phasianidae. The record is from RefSeq and is a predicted model, not a curated record. Gene Ontology annotation, molecular function: protein binding.
CCCCAACCCCGGGCGGCCCUUCCCGGCGCGGCUCUCCCGGUUUCUCCCCCCUCCCCUCUCCCCUCCCCGGACCGAUCCGGGCCGCGAUGCUGCGCUGCGUCCCGCCGCUCUGGCGCUGCAACCGGCACGUGGAGGCGCUGGACCGGCGGCACUGCUCGCUGCAGGCCGUGCCCGAGGAGAUCUACCGCUACAGCCGCUCGCUGGAGGAGCUGCUGCUGGACGCCAACCAGCUCCGCGAGCUGCCCAAGCCUUUCUUUAGGCUUUUGAACCUCCGUAAGCUGGGCCUGAGUGACAAUGAGAUCCAGAGACUUCCCCCCGAGGUGGCCAACUUCAUGCAGCUGGUGGAACUGGACAUCUCCCGCAAUGACAUUCCAGAAAUUCCAGAAAGCAUCAAAUUCUGCAAAUCCUUGGAGAUCGCAGACUUCAGUGGGAAUCCCCUUUCCAGGCUUCCUGAGGGUUUCACGCAGCUGCGCAGCCUGGGCCACUUGGCCCUGAACGAUGUUUCCCUUCAGAGCCUCCCCAACGACAUCGGGAAUCUGGCAAACCUGGUGACUUUGGAGCUACGGGAGAACCUGCUAAAGACUCUACCAACUUCACUCUCAUUCCUUGUCAAGUUAGAGCAGUUGGAUCUUGGUGGCAAUGACCUGGAAGUCCUGCCGGAUACCCUGGGAGCGCUGCCAAACCUGCGUGAGCUGUGGUUGGACCGCAACCAGCUCUCUGCUCUGCCUCCGGAGCUGGGCAAUCUCCGCCGUUUGGUCUGCCUGGAUGUGUCGGAGAACAAGCUGGAGCAGCUGCCCAACGAGGUCAGUGGGCUGGUAGCACUGACGGACCUGCUGCUGUCACAGAACCUGCUGGAGUGCAUUCCAGAUGGGAUCGGUCAGCUGAAGCAGCUCUCCAUCCUCAAGGUGGACCAGAAUCGGCUGACAGAGGUGACGGAGUCAAUUGGGGACUGUGAAAACCUAUCAGAACUCAUCCUGACAGAGAACAUGCUGACAGCCUUACCCAAAUCCCUUGGGAAGCUAACCAAGCUGACAAACCUGAACGUGGAUCGGAACCGUUUGACGUCCCUUCCGGCUGAGAUCGGGGGCUGUGCCAACCUGAACGUCCUGUCUCUGCGAGACAACCGCCUGGCCCUGCUGCCAGCAGAGCUCGCCAACACCACCGAGCUGCACGUCCUGGACGUGGCAGGAAACAGGCUCCAGAAUUUGCCCUUUGCUUUGACAAAUCUUAACCUGAAAGCCUUGUGGCUGGCAGAAAACCAAUCCCAGCCCAUGCUGAAAUUCCAGACAGAGGAUGAUGAAAAGACGGGAGAAAAAGUUCUCACGUGCUACCUGCUUCCCCAGCAGCCCUCUCCUAGCCUAGAGAACCUUCUGCAGAACAGCGUGGAUGAGAGCUGGACGGAUACGAACUUAAACAGAGUCAGCGUGAUUCAGUUCCUGGAUGACCCCAAAGGAGACGAUGAGGAUGAAUCUGGAGCUGAGAGGCGGGGCUUGCAGCGCAGGGCAACCCCUCAUCCCAGUGAGCUGAAGGUGAUGAAGAAGGUGAUCGAAGUUCGGCGCAGUGAGGUCUGUGCUGCAAAACCUGGCACAGACCUGAAUUCAUCCAGCUCAGAAGAAAAGAGACUGAGUGCCACCUCCAACCGCAGCGAGGACUCCCAUCUGUCCAACAGCACCGUCUCUGCUGACUGCAGGGCAGAGGAGCAGGGAGAGGAGAGGCAGAGGAGCCGGCCGAAUGGGCAGGUGCUGGAGAUGCAGGAGCUGGAGAAGGAGGCCAAGCCAAGAGCUGAAGAAGAGCGUAAGGAAGCGGUUGCCCAGGAGGAUGAAGAUGUGGAAGUGGAAUACAAUGAGCCCACUGUACACUUUGCUGAGGACACACUGAUAAGGAGUGAGGAUGAAGAUGAAGAUGAAGAGCGGCCGUUCCCAGUGGAGAAACAGAGGCUCAUCCGCAAGGAUACGCCCCACUAUAAGAAACACUUCAAGAUAACUAAGCUGCCCAAACCAGAGGCAGUGGUAGCACUCCUGCAGGGGCUGAACACUGAUGGAGUCCCCAAAGAAGAGGAGGAACUGGGCGGCUGCAACAACAGCGCGGAGCCUGAGGAUGAGGAGGAAGCGUGGGAUGAGGAUGACAGGAAGAACGGAUCUUUAUCUGCUCAGCCAUCAGUGAAGGGGGUGUCGUUUGAUCAAGCCAAUAAUCUGCUGAUUGAACCUGCUCGCAUUGAGGAGGAAGAGCUGACACUGACUAUCGUGCGGCAGACGGGGGGGCUGGGCAUCAGCAUCGCAGGGGGCAAGGGCUCCACCCCCUAUAAGGGUGAUGACGAGGGCAUCUUUAUUUCCCGUGUCUCAGAGGAGGGACCUGCAGCUCGUGCAGGGGUUCGUGUUGGGGACAAGCUUCUGGAGGUGAACGGAGUGUCCCUGCACUGCGCGGAGCACCACGUGGCGGUGGAAGCGCUGCGUGGCUCGGGGAGCUCCGUGUCCAUGACGGUCCUGAGGGAGCGGAUGGUGGAACCGGAGAACGCCAUCACCGUCACCCCGCUGCGCCCUGAGGAUGACUACAGCCCUCGAGAGAGGAGGGGUGGCCUCCGCUUCCCUGAGCGACCCGAGGGGGCACCUCCCAAGGAGAGAUACUCCACCUGCUUGAUGCGCAACGAGAAGGGUCUGGGCUUCAGCAUUGCUGGUGGCAAAGGCUCCACGCCGUACCGGGCUGGUGACACGGGGAUUUUCAUCUCACGGAUUGCAGAGGGAGGUGCAGCCCAUCGGGACGGGAUCCUGCACGUAGGAGACCGGGUCAUCUCGAUCAAUGGGGUAGACAUGACAGAAGCCAGGCAUGAUCAGGCCGUAGCGCUGCUUACCGCAUCCUCCCCCACCAUCGUCCUGCUGGUAGAGAGAGAGGCUGCAGAGCAGCCCGGCGAGGGAGACGCGCCUGGCGCGCCGUGGGUGCGCAUGCACUCCCCACCGCCACCCCCCAGCCAUGGGGAGAGCCCAGCAGAGGAGAUGCCUUCGCUGCAGAGGAGCCAGCUCUCUAAAGGCCUGGAGGAUCAGUAUCCCAUCGAGGAAAUUCACCUCGUAAAAGCAGGUGGUCCUCUGGGGCUCAGCAUCGUGGGAGGCAGCGACCAUUCGAGCCACCCGUUUGGGAUUCAUGAACCAGGGGUUUUCAUUUCAAAGGUCAUUCCCCGCGGGCUGGCGUCUCGCAGUGGGCUGCGGGUAGGGGACAGGAUCCUGGAGGUGAACAGCAUUGACCUGCGCCAUGCCACGCACCAGGAGGCCGUGAACGCUCUGCUCUCCAACACCCAGGAGCUGAGCGUGUUAGUAAGGCGAGAUCCACCACCGCCUGGCAUGCAGGAAAUAUGCAUUGAAAAGGCUCCAGGAGAAAAGCUGGGCAUCAGCAUCCGAGGUGGAGCAAAAGGUCAUGCUGGAAAUCCAUUUGAUCCUACUGACGAAGGCAUCUUCAUUUCUAAGGUGAGCUCCUCUGGGGCCGCAGCGCGGGACGGCCGUCUCAAGGUGGGGAUGCGGAUCCUGGAGGUGAACCAUCAGAGUUUGCUGGGGAUGACGCACACAGAAGCAGUGCAGAUACUCCGAAGUGUGGGCGAUGCUCUGCUGGUGCUGGUGUGCGAUGGCUUCGAUCCCAAGGCUGCAGCUGCCAUUGAGAUGUCUCCGGGAAUUAUUGCAAACCCUUUUGCUGCUGGUAUUGGACGCAAGAAUAGCCUGGAAAGUAUCUCAUCUAUUGACCGGGAUCUCAGCCCUGAGGAGCUGGAGGUGCUGCAGAAGGAGAUGGAAAUGGUGAGAGAAGCGACUCAGUGGGAGAGAGAAGAAAUGGAGAAAGUGGAGUGGAUGCGUAGGGAGCGGGAGGCGGCCACGCGGCAGCUUGAGGAGGCGGCAGAGAAUGUCACGAGUGAACCUUUGCGAAUGGACUAUCGGACCCUGGCUGCUUUGCCCAGCAGUGGCUCACAGAGAGUCAAUCGCACUCCCGUUCAUUGUGAUAGGGCCACCUCCGGCACGGGGACUGACCGCACUAUGCUGUCCUUGCCGGUGGCACAGGACAGCCAGGACUGCUCCCCAGCAGCAGCAGCAGCAGCAGCAGCAUCCCUGACCACCAGAUGUGAGCCUGGCCCUCCCCAGGACCCCGCGUCGCCCUGCCGGCGCACGUGCGGGGCAGAAAAGCCCCCUGUAGACGAACGGGAUGCCAACCAUUGCUCCCCUCCCCGGGAGCCAGAGGCACCAGAGCAAGAGUGCAUGAUCGACUCCCAGCCCAUCCUCUUCAGCGAGAACCCCUUCGUGGUGGCCAACCGGAGGGGGAAGGCGGCGGGCAAGGCCUGCCUGGGGGGCCCCCCGCUGGGCUAUGGCAGGGAGGGAGUGCUGAAGACCAACCUUUACUCCAAGAUUCCUGAGUCGGGGACAGGAAAUUCGAGGCGAGAAACCCCCUAUUCUCCCAGUAACCAGCAGAUGCCCGCAGCUGCUCGGCCAGGCAGGGAGACACGCUUUGCUUCCAUUAACUUCAUUGCAUCGCAGGAUGACAGCAGAUCACAGACCAAGCCAGGCGUCAUUCAGCCUCUUUCUCGAGCGCGACAAAAUGCUGCCUCGCAUAACCCGGAGGAGGGGGACAGCCCCAAUCCCUUCCAGCAGCCCGAGCCGUGCUCCGCUGUCCACAGCUCUCCAAAGCCACCAUCACCACCCUCUCCUGAUGAGAUUCCCAUCAACGUCAAGCAAGCAUACAAGACUUUUGCAGCAGUGCCCUUGUCACACCCUCUGCUCGAGACACAGGUGCCGACGCAGAGCCUGCACAGCCCUGAGCAGCGAUCCUUCCGUGAGAGGCAGAAAUACUUCGAAGUGGAGGUGAAGCAGCAGCAGGUGGACAAACCUCCCAAACGCGUCUCCUUGGUGGGAGAGGAUGACCUGAAGAAGAUGAAGGAAGAGGAAGCUCGAAAACUGCAGCAGAAACGUAGCCUUCUGUUGGAGGAAGAAGUGGAAGAGGACGAGAUGAUAAAACAAGUGCCUGAGAUGAGCAUGCAGUCCACUGUCAUCAUUGAAGGAGUUGAAUACAAGAUUGAGAGGCUGAAUGGAAGGAGCAGCCAGGCUCCAGCAACUCGGACCUCAGAGGUGAAUGAGAACAACAGCUCACAGAGGAAUUCACUGGAAGAAGGAAUGAAGCCUGAACAGAGAACGAACUCCAUGUCUGGGUUGAGUCCAUUAAGCCUUGCAGCAGGGGAUGCGUUGGCCCCGGUGCGCACAGCCAAAGCGGAGCGGCGGCACCAGGAGAGGUUGCGAAUGCAGAGUCCUGAGCUCCUGAGCAGCCAAGAGAAGGAACUUUCUCCAGCAGAACGUCGUGCUCUGGAGGCAGAGAAGCGAGCGAUGUGGAGGGCAGCACGAUCCUCAACUCUUGAAGACAGUAUUAAACAGUACGAGCAGGAUCUGGCCAGGAAGCUGUACCAGUCCCGGCAAUGGGCUCCUGCUCCCGGGGCCAGGCCAGCUCAGAUGCCUAGUCCAGUGCAGAGUCACGCCUCGAGAACCCCUGGGUCAGGAAACCAAUCCAGGAUGAAAUCCCUUGAACAGGAUGCUCUUAAAGCCCAAAUGGUCAUUGCCAAGUCCAAGGAGGGAAAGAAGCGCAGCACUCUGGAGCAGGUGACAGAGUCACCUUCACCCGUUCCUACCCCGUCGCCAACACCACUGGAAGAUUGCAGUCCCAGGAACGUCACUUCACCAGGAAGGCUGUCCAUGUCUGAAAAGAAGUUUGACUACCGGGAAUUUGCUGCUAUUCCUUCCUCCAAACCUGUUUACGAAAUCCAGUCUCCUGAUGCAGCUGAUGACCUCAGAUAUGUUGAGGACAGAAAUAACUCAGUUCCUCAGGAGCAAGACGGACAGCCAGAGGAGGAGGAAAUGCUAUUAACACGUGAUUCAUCAACGCCAACCGCAUCUGCACUUGAAGAGAUGGCUCUGUACAGCAGCAAACGCAAACUGCGGCACAGCCGGCGCAGCCUGGAGGCCGCCGUCCCGACGUAGGCAAUCCAAAGCUCCUGGGCUUUGGGACGGCCCGACACGGGGCUCCUGAACUUCCCGUGCUCCAGGAGCGGCACCAGACUGCCCAUAGCGCUGCCUCCUGGGCUCCGGGGGGAACUGAGCACCCCAGGAGCGUUGCGGUCAACCGACUUCCUUAAGGCUGUGAACCGCCCUAUUUUCUCACCCGGUAGAGCACUGGGGCACGUCCUGACCCCACGUGGGAUGGCACGAGACUGAUGGAUGGUAACCAAGAGGAAGCGUGGGUAGGACAGUGGGCAGCUGCAGUUUGUUAGCCUGUAAAUAUUGGGGGGGAGGGCGGGGACGGUAGGACAGGGAGAACAUAGAGUGUGAGUGUGUUGGGCUCCAGCUGUUAUUUCCUCGACUUGGGUCUUUUGUUUAAUGGUUAAUAUGAGAGCUUCUACUCUGGUCUGAAUGAGAAGGAAGUUCCAGCCUUCACUCCUAUUUAAUUUCCAGUCUUUUGCCAAGAAGCAUCUUCUUCCACCCUCCCACGCUGUCACCUCACUUUCUUUUGGGAGCGUGUGGAAGCUUGGAGGCAAAAAAGAAAAAGAAGAACAAAAAAGGAAUUGUAGUGAAGUGCCUCCCUCUAACACUGACACCUGUGCGCUCAAAAGAAGACUGAAUGAGCCGGAGCCUGUGCCAGCUCCAGGAAGCAUCAGCUCCAUUCCAUUGCCUCUGUGAGCGCAGCACCUGUCCCAUGCAGGGAGCUGCUCCUGCCUGCAGUGCUGUACUGUUUUGGGAGGCAGGAAUCUACCCCACAUACACACUGUGUGCACGUAGCGUGUACCACUGUGCACGGUGCUGGGUGUCAGACAGGUGUCUGUCUGCUGUCCACAUCACAGCUGAACGGGUGCGCCGGGGCAGAAAUGAGAAAGGAGUUGAAAAGCUGUAGAAGGAACAGUAGCAGUGUGAGUGCAUGGCAGCAAUAGCAAGCAGAAUAGCGAGGGGUUAGGAAUACGGCGGCAGAGGUAGGAGGUGUAAACAGCAAAUAAGGUAGGGGUUAGGAUUCAGGGAACGGGGAAGGGUAGGAAGUGGCAUUGCUGGGUCAGGGUAGGACUAACGGGGUCUUACAGGUAGGGUACCGGUGGGUGAGUCCCACUGGCUGUGAGAUGAUAGGUGAUGUUGUGAGGGUGCCUGCGGGGUCUGAAGGAGUGACUGCCUGCCAGGCAGGGAGCACAGCGGGUGGGAUGGAUCUGGGAAGAACCUGCAGUAAGCGCACGGUGCUGCUGUGUGCCUGCGUGUCGGCUUCAGGCCGCUGUCUGCAUAGGGCAGGGCAAACACGUGCUUGUCCAAGCAAGAGGAAAAAAGAAAAAUGGAAAAGGGACUUGGGUGUGAUUCCUGGUUGCCGCACAUGGAACAGUGGCCGUGGACAGUUUGCAUCCAGUGUGCUCUACAGACAUGGAGGAGGCUGAUGCUGCUCACGGCUCUGAAAUCAGUCUCUGCUGUUCUACUGCCCACUACUGAAAUAAAACAUCCCUGUUCCUUUUUUUUUUUUUUUUUUUUUUUUAAUGGAUUUUGUUUGGUUUGUUUUCGUUGGGUUUUCUUUUGUUAAAGCCUCCAAUACAGAGAAAGGCGUCAGAGUUCAGCAGUCAUUGAUCUGUCCAUCCAGAUCCAUUGGUGCUCUCUGCUGAACUCCAGCAGUAAGGCCAGGGCUGAACCUUACCUGGGACGUGGCUUGGGAGCAGCAGGCACGUCUGCUUAUGCAUUUGCUGAGUGACUGGAUGCAUUUUUUUUAUGGUCGAGCAUCUCCCUUCAUGCCAAACUCAUUUGUACUGACUCCACGUGGUUUAAUUUGGUAGGGCUCUGAAGGGGGAACUCGGAAUAACAAGCUGCAGCUACGGCUGCUUCCAUCAUCAGCAAUUGGAGCUUUUCCUUUUUUAAAGUCUAAUUUUAGCCUAUGCUUUUUAACAAGAGCAGUUUUGGAAGCGAUCUCGGAUUUGUUUUGGUGACUAACGUGAUUCUUUCUUCUUUCCCUUUUUGGUACCCGCUGCCAGGCUCUGGGUUCUCUCCCCUUCUCUCCUGAGAGACUCUGAGGGAAAAUUAAUUAGUGCAUCAAGACUGUAACUAGUGACAUUUGUACAACCAAAGAAAUCUAUUUUGUGGUUCAAGGAUAAUAAAGUUUACUUUACAUUUUAGAA